AUGGUGAAAGAAGACAACUCUACUCAAUCCGAGACCGAUGUACUCAUCAUCGGUGCCGGGCCAGCCGGCUUGAUGGCAGCCUACUGGAUGGCGCGCUAUGGAGUUAGCGCGCGUAUUAUCGACAAGCGUGAUACGAAGGUCUUCCAAGGCCACGCAGACGGACUUCGUGCACGCACUCUGGAGUUGUUCGACAGCAUGGGCUUCCAACACCGUGUUAUGCAAGAGGGAUCCAUCAGCACCGUGGUAAACAUUUGGGUUCCCAGUCCACAGGGAGAAUUAGUUCGACAGGCUUCCAUUAAUAUCUCUAGGACUGACGAGUCGCCAUUCUACAAUACAUGCUUGACCCAGGGACGAAUUGAGCGGUUCAUUCUUGAUAGUAUUCGGGAGCACUCUGACCUUGACGUCGAAUACAGUGUGGUCGCCGAGUCUUUGGAAUAUGACGAGGAAUUGAGUAACGAUCUCAACUCAUACCCCAUCACCGUUAACGUCAAAGUCCUUGGUGAAGAUGAUACGAAAGUCGAACCUAGAUGUGAAACUGUUGGCAAUGAGGUGACCCGCGACAACUUGCUUCCUGAUGACUGGGCAGAUCUAGUCCCACGUAAAAAAUCACGGAAGACGCAGGUUGAGACUAUCAAAGCCAAGUACCUGAUCGGGUGUGACGGUGCCCACAGCUGGACAAGAAAACAACUAAACAUCCCUGUAGAAGGGUCUAACACGGAUCAUAUAUGGGGUGUGAUAGAUGUGGUACCACUGAGCGACUUCCCGGACGUCCGCCGCCUGAGCGUUGUGAAUAGUGUCACAGGUACAAUACUUGUAGUCCCACGCGAGCGCGGCCUAGUCCGCUUCUAUGUCCCCGUUCAAACCUGCGAGGUGGGCGCGGCCGACAGAUUCGACCGCUCAAAGAUCACGCCAGACCUAAUAAGAGCGCGUGUGCAAGCCAUCUUCGCCCCCUUUACCUUCGACUUCAAGGAAUGCAGCUGGUGGACGGUCUACCAAGUCGGACAGCGUAUCUCUGCACAAUCCACGAAAGAUAACCGGAUCUUCCUUGCUGGUGAUGCGGUACAUACGCACUCGCCCAAAAUGGGUCUUGGGAUGAAUAUGAGUUUGCAAGAUGGGUUCAAUGUUGGGUGGAAGAUUGCUCUUGCUGUGGCUGGUACCCUCAAGCCUGAGGUUCUUGAGACCUAUGCUUUGGAGAGACACCCCCUUGCGGAGAUGUUGCUUGAAUUCGAUCGUAAUUGGUCACCUAUGUUUAAUGAUCGGAAACCUGAAGGGGUGAAUACGAAAGCUUCAGACAUGGCCCUCAUCGCAGAGAGAUUUGAGGACUUCGCGGAUGGGUGGAAGGUGUUUUACCCUGCGAGCAGCCUUGUUCGAAAGGCUGAAGACAAUACUGAAUUUGCUUUUGCACGGCAUAUGAUACCCGGGGAGAGAGUCCGUCCGGUAAAGCUUCGAAAUCAGGCCGAUGGCACUCUAUUAUGGACAACAAGGUCUUUGGAAAGUGAUGGGCGCUUCCGCAUUCUAGUCUUAGCUGGGGAUAUACGAAACCCAAUGCAGAGGCAGCGAAUCGAGACAUUGAAUCGGGCUUUGGCUGAACAGUCUGGAUCGAGUGUCUCACCACUGGGCCGUUACAUGGAGAUUCCUGGUCGAUUCAAGAGCCCCGUUGAUGUGCUCACCGUCCACGCAUCACCGUGGAAAGAAGUAGAAUUCUUUGAUUUCCCAGAGAUUCUGCGUUCAUUUGAUCCGGUGAAAGGAUGGGCAUAUGACAAGAUUUGGUGUGAUGAUGCUUGCAUAUCGGAUCGAUAUUGCGAUGGAAAAGCGUACGAAAAAUGGGGAGUGCACCGGGUUCUUGGAGCGCUGGUGGUCGUUCGCCCAGAUCAAUAUAUCGGUUGGGUGGGUGAGCUUGGAGACGUGGAGGGAUUAACGCAUUACUUGGAUGGCAUUCUUGUGAAGAAGUCACCGACAGACGAGACUGACCUAGCUCUGUAG
Penicillium coprophilum is the source of this 1983-nucleotide messenger RNA. RefSeq names its product putative phenol 2-monooxygenase. The coding region runs from base 1 to 1983 and encodes 660 amino acids. The transcript is spliced from 5 exons. Gene Ontology annotation, molecular function: FAD binding. NCBI's taxonomy places the organism in Eukaryota, Fungi, Ascomycota, Eurotiomycetes, Eurotiales, Aspergillaceae. The record is from RefSeq and is a predicted model, not a curated record.